Meira miltonrushii is the source of this 1989-nucleotide messenger RNA. RefSeq names its product SET domain-containing protein. The record is from RefSeq and is a predicted model, not a curated record. Gene Ontology annotation, molecular function: protein-lysine N-methyltransferase activity. Gene Ontology annotation, biological process: peptidyl-lysine monomethylation. The transcript is spliced from 2 exons. Bases 1 to 1989 code for a protein of 662 amino acids. Gene Ontology annotation, cellular component: nucleus. NCBI's taxonomy places the organism in Eukaryota, Fungi, Basidiomycota, Exobasidiomycetes, Exobasidiales, Brachybasidiaceae.
AUGAAAGAUGAGACAACAACUAGCACAGUUCAACAAACAACUUUGCUAAAACAAUCCACAGAUGACGACCAAAGGAGAAUAUCAAUCUUACUUGAAUGGGCACACGAGAAGCACAUCUGGAUUCAUGAUGACAUCAUCAUAGGUCGCAUGGAGGAAAUUAAUAUACCUGCUAAUGAACAAAGCAUAAUAGCAAAAGGCGAGGGAUACGGCAUCUUUCUACGAAAAGACUCUGAGCCAUUGAUUGAUCGGCAAAUUCUGGUACUGGUGCCGAAACAAACGAUUUUAUCGGCAAAAACGUCUUCUUUAUCGGCAUUGAUUAAGGGUGAUCUUUUGUUCAACCACGAUGCUGCGGCCGGUCUUCUACUUUCUACAGUUUUAUUGCAUGAAUUCUUGCUUGGCGAGCAAGGACCUUGGUGGGGAUAUUUACAAUCUAUGCCUAAAAGUAGACCACAAAAAGAAUGGGGUAUCAGUCUACCGAUGCACUGGAAGGAAGAAAGUGAGAAUGAAUGCUGGCGUUGGAUCGAACAUUGCGAAUCAGGCAGGAUGAUCAAAAGGACAAAUGAUGAUCCUAAUGGUCUCUUGGAAGGAAUUGGAAUGAGCUUAGCAAGACUAAAGAAGUAUUUCGAUCAAAAACUUUUACCAAUUUUAUCCGAAGCACACCCACAUUUGACAAUGGACAGCAUUUCAACGAAAGCGGCAUUAUGGAACGACUUCAUAGGAAUGCAUUCACUCGUCAGUAGUCGGUCUUUCGUUGUGGAUAUGUAUCAUGGCUUAGCAUUGGUGCCUGUUUCGGAUAUGUUCAAUCAUUCUGAUGAUGCAAACGUUCAUUUUGAGGCAGAUGAAGAUGUUUGUGACGAAUGCGGAGAAUUGGGAAUGUGUCCGCACAAUGAUGACCCUUUACCAUCUUCAGCAUAUGGUCGACCUUCAGCUUUUUUACCUGCAGAAAGAGGUCCAAAUUCGAUCGAUUGGAAGGCGCCCGAAUGGUUAGAUGGCCUGGAGACCGUUGAUAUGGUUGCGCAAGAACAAAUCGAUCGGGCAACCGAAGCGUUCAAUACUUACGGUUUGAUGUCAAAUUCAGUUCUUUUGACAACGUAUGGCUUCUGUUUGGAUGAUGAAACCGAAUGGGAACGCUAUGGAUGGGAAUGGAGGAAUGAAGUGGAAAUGAAAGAAAUUUGCGCUGCAUUCAAGCUACAAAAGGACAGCAAGAAGCGAUAUUUGGAUAAGAAUUUCGAUGAUCAGAAUGACCGAACCGCAUCAACUUUAUACGAUCGUUGGAUAAAGGCUUUUGUGAGCUUUACAAACUUACCUCUACAAUCAUUCGCAGAGUUAUAUUUGUCGCCAAUGGAGAUCAUACGAAAUCAAAAAGAUGAAAGCGAACCCGGCACGCCUUCAUUGACCAUGCCGAUUACUUCUCCAUUUCUUGCGCUUAUGAGAUCAGUGGCUUUGGAAGAACUUGACAGGCAAAUUGAGCCGAUCAUGGAAGAGCAAGACUUGAGUCCCUCUUUGCAAACCUUUUUAUCGCCACUAUCUAUGCAUGACGGAAGCCGUGACCGAUACCAGCCUUUAUUCAUAGAUAAGGAAGGACAAGUCUCUUUACCACUAUUCAGGAUUGCUGUAUUAGCAUCGUACGUCAAUGAUAGUGAUGAGUCUUUAUCAGAGGCGAAGAUUAUUGGUGAAUCUGAAAGAUUAUUGGAUCACAUCAUUUUUAUCUCUGAGACUAAUGACGAAUUCAACGAGUCGAAAUGGUCAAUUUCCGUGAUCAAGAUACUCAAAAAUGCUCUACAAUCCAUUCUUGCAUUGAUUCAAUCGCGAAGAAUGAAGUUGUAUAUCACUCAAGGAAAUCGACAAGAAGAUGCCUUAAGGAUCAUAGAGUCUGACAAACGAGGAAGCCUUCGAAGCGCCGUUUUACAGGCGUUUCAAGAAGCCAAGGCUCUUGACAUUACUAUUGAUCGGGCUGCCGCUUAUCUCCAUCUGUUGAACGGUGUUUGA